This is a messenger RNA of Lipotes vexillifer (Yangtze River dolphin), 1534 nucleotides long. RefSeq names its product forkhead box A1 (gene FOXA1). Bases 134 to 1534 code for a protein of 466 amino acids. Gene Ontology annotation, biological process: regulation of transcription by RNA polymerase II; anatomical structure morphogenesis; cell differentiation. Gene Ontology annotation, molecular function: DNA-binding transcription factor activity, RNA polymerase II-specific; protein domain specific binding; transcription factor binding. NCBI's taxonomy places the organism in Eukaryota, Metazoa, Chordata, Mammalia, Artiodactyla, Lipotidae. The record is from RefSeq and is a predicted model, not a curated record. The transcript is spliced from 2 exons.
UCGCUAGGGUGGCGUUGGGCCGACGCGGGCGCUCAGUUGACUGCAGCUACUCCGCUCCCCAUCCCCCGCCCCGCGCGGCUGCCAGUCGCUUCGCAUAGGGCUGGAUGGUUGCAUCGAGCAGGGUGGCUCCAGGAUGUUAGGGGCUGUGAAGAUGGAAGGGCACGAGAGCAGCGACUGGAACAGCUACUACGCCGACACACAGGAGGCCUACAACUCGGUCCCGGUCAGCAACAUGAACUCGGGCCUGGGCACCAUGAAUUCCAUGAACACUUACAUGACCAUGAACACCAUGACCACAAGCGGCAACAUGACCCCGGCUUCGUUCAACAUGUCCUACGCAAACCCGGGCCUUGGCGCCGGCCUGAGCCCCGGGGCGGUGGCUGGCAUGCCGGGCGGCUCUGCGGGCGCCAUGAAUACCAUGACGGCGGGCGUGACGGCCAUGGGGACGACGCUGAGCCCAGGCGGCAUGGGGGCCAUGGGCGCGCAGCCCGCGGCCUCCAUGAACGGCCUGGGCCCCUACGCCGCUGCCAUGAACCCGUGCAUGAGCCCCAUGGCGUACACGCCGUCCAAUUUGGGCCGCAGCCGGGCUGGUGGCGGCGGAGACGCCAAAACUUUCAAGCGCAGCUACCCACACGCCAAGCCGCCCUACUCGUAUAUUUCCCUCAUCACCAUGGCUAUCCAGCAGGCGCCCAGCAAGAUGCUCACACUGAGCGAGAUCUACCAGUGGAUCAUGGACCUCUUCCCCUAUUACCGGCAGAACCAGCAGCGCUGGCAGAACUCCAUCCGCCACUCGCUUUCCUUCAACGACUGCUUUGUCAAAGUGGCCCGCUCCCCGGACAAGCCGGGCAAGGGUUCCUACUGGACGCUGCACCCGGACUCCGGCAACAUGUUCGAGAACGGCUGUUACUUGCGACGCCAGAAGCGCUUCAAGUGCGAGAAGCAGCCAGGCACCGGGGGCGGGAGCGGCGGCGGCGCCAAGGGAGGCCCUGAGAGCCGUAAGGACCCUUCGAGCGCUGCCAACCCCAGCGCCGACUCGCCCCUUCGUCGGGGCGUGCACAGUAAGGCGGGCCAGCUAGAGGGCGCGCCGGCCCCCGGGCCCGCUGCCAGCCCCCAGACUCUGGACCACAGCGGGGCGGCGGCGACAGGGGGCGCCUCGGAGUUGAAGACUCCGGCCUCCUCGGCUGCACCUCCGAUCAGCUCCGGGCCUGGGGCGCUGGUAUCUGUGCCCCCCUCCCACCCGGCGCAUGGCCUGGCACCCCACGAGUCCCAGCUGCACCUGAAAGGGGACCCUCACUACUCCUUCAACCACCCUUUCUCUAUCAACAACCUCAUGUCCUCCUCGGAGCAGCAGCACAAGCUGGACUUCAAGUCAUACGAGCAAGCACUACAGUACUCGCCCUAUGGCACCGCAUUGCCCGCCAGCCUACCCCUCGGCAGCGCCUCGGUGGCCACGAGGAGCCCCAUUGAGCCCUCAGCCCUGGAGCCAGCCUACUACCAAGGUGUGUAUUCCAGACCCGUUCUAAACACUUCUUAG